GUUUUACAAGACUGUUUUAGGCUUGAGGAGAACGCUUUUUUCUUGUAAAAAAUUUUUGCCAAACUACAAAUCAUAAACAUAAAUUUUGAUUGCCAUGUCCGAAAAUAAUGAGGCGUCGCUUGAAGCCAAUUGCUUCAGAGGCGGUUUUACUUUAAAAGCAUCGCGGCUAGGUGGAGCCGUCUUGCGGCCAGCUGUGCUGGGUGACAGUUCAGUAUUGGGCUCGGCUCAUAGCAAUACCAACAGCAACAAUAGCUCCACAGCGUUAGCCGGCGGAAACGAGAAGACUGAUGAAGAUGGCAUUGUGGGCAAUCCGUUUUUACGUGAGCAGAAGGAAGAGGAAGAUGAGGCGGCCGCCCAAGUGGUGGAGUCCACAGAGAAUAUUGAUAAAGAUGACGAUGAGAUUGAUGAGCGGCCGGAUCCGCUGUCAAUGCUGCGCAACAAUGGCAUCGAACGUUCCAACAUAUUUGCAGCGGCCAAGACCACUUUGCCGCGUGUUCAGACAAGUGGAUUUAUUUUCGGUCAGAACGUACACGAGCGGGUCGUGGGGGAAAACGUAAGCACAGAAUCGAAUGCAGAAGCUGCAUCGUCGGGCACGGCGGAAGCGACCUCAUCGCAGCUGCUGUUUUCCAGCGUCAUUCAAAAGGCUGCCCAAUCCACAGACAACAACAAGGACACGUCCGAAGCGAAGAGCCUCAACGAGGUGGCGCGGGAGUACGAGGAGAGCCGUGCCCAGAAACGUAAAUACGAGGAGGUAGAGACCUUUACCGGCGAGGAAAACGAAAUCAAUAUUGCCGAUGUUAGCUGCAAGCUGUUCGCAUUUGUCAGCAGCAACUGGGAGGAGCGUGGACGUGGCAGCCUGCGCCUAAACGAUGCCAAGGAUGAACGUGAUUGUUCGCGCGUCGUCUUCCGCACAUCGGGCAACUUGCGCCUGCUGGUGAACACUAAAGUCUGGGCGGCAAUGGUGGCCGAACGCGCUAGCCAGAAAUCACUACGUCUCACUGCUAUGGAUAACACGGGCACCGUUAAGAUCUUCUUGGCCAUGGGCCGACCCGCAGACAUUGCACAGGUGCACAAAGCGUUAAGUGAGCGCAUUGCCAAACGCAAGCUGACGCAUCCCGACGAGUGUGCCGUGGUGGAAGCCAAAAAUGGCAUUGCAUCUGAACCGUGCGCAGUCAGUGUACAGCCCGAAUCUACAACCAACGAUGAUGACGAGGAUGAGGCCGUCGGUGGCGCGGCCAAUCCAGUGCCGACCGCUGGCUCAACUACGGCCAUUGCUGAGGCGGAUAGCAACGAGCCCAGCCCAAAGAAGGCGCUUAUGCUGGCGGACAGCAGUGUGGAUGUUGUGGUGUCUGCGGCAGACAGUGAUGCCGAGGCAGAGCCCAAGGAGCUACCCGAGGAGGACGAGGAGGAGAGGGCUUAAAAUUAGCUGGCGUAUGUUUCUUUCUUUUUUUUCCCACUUUUUAUUUUAUUUUAGUUUUUGUUUGAAAACACACACACACAC
Messenger RNA from Drosophila novamexicana, 1501 nucleotides. RefSeq names its product ran-binding protein 3 (gene RanBP3). NCBI's taxonomy places the organism in Eukaryota, Metazoa, Arthropoda, Insecta, Diptera, Drosophilidae. Gene Ontology annotation, molecular function: GTPase activator activity. The record is from RefSeq and is a predicted model, not a curated record. Gene Ontology annotation, cellular component: nuclear pore; cytoplasm. Bases 95 to 1420 code for a protein of 441 amino acids. Gene Ontology annotation, biological process: protein export from nucleus. The transcript is spliced from 3 exons.